UUUGUAACGGACACACGCAUUUAUAAAAUUCAAAACUAGUCACCGACAACAACUUCUAUAGAGUAAUGUCAAAACGGGCUAGUUUUUGGUGCUUCAGUUGGUCGUCGCUAAUUUUUUUCACAAUUUCAAAGCUUAUGAUCACCAAAAACGUUGUUGUUCUAUCCUAUUAACUAUUAUGAUUGAUAAGAACUGAGCUUGUGUAAAAUAAAAGUGUAAAUCCGGAGCUUAACAUUUAAAGUAGUGGCAGAAAUUCAGCACAAUUAAAUCUGUAUUUUGUGGUGUAGUAGGCAGUGUAUUUCCUUAUGCUGUAAUAUUUCAGCGUUAAAAUAAUUGUAAAAUGGACAUCGAUUUUAGCAAGGAGAAUAUUCAGCCCCUGAGAGGUGGUAGAAACCUUGUUCAAUUGAGUACGGCGUUGCAGGCUCAAUCGGACGCUGAUGCUCAAAAACAGCUGCAAAUACAAAAAGAGGAACAUGAAACUGCUAUUAGAAACUAUCAAGGACCAGAUCCUCUGGAGCCAUGGUUUAAUUAUAUUCAGUGGGUUGAACAGUCUUUCCCAAAGCAUGGACAUGAAGGACACAUUGAUAAAUUAAUUAAAGAUUGCCUUCAAUUAUUUGAAAAUGAUAAGAAAUAUUAUCAAGAUAGAAGAUUUGUUAAGUUGUGGAUUAAAUAUGUGGAUUGUUUAUCAAAUCCCUUGGAAAUAUACCAAAGGCUGUACAGCACAGGAAUAGGUGUUGAAUGUGCAGAAUUUUAUAGAGCCUGGGCUUGUUACUGUGAAGAGUCAAGCGACUAUAAGAAGGCCAAUCAAGUGUACAUGCUGGGCCUUCAAGCUAAAGCACAGCCUUUGGAUGAGUUAGAACAAGCACAUAUGAAUUUUCAACUGUUCUUUGCCCAACGAAUGCUACAUGAUGAUUCUCCAACAAAGAGGAAGGCUGCAUCAGCUCUAGCAGAAACAAGAAUGGCUCUUACUUCACUAAAGUCUUUUAAGAGACGUAAUAUAGCCAGUGCACCAAUACAAAGAGUCGGUGACACAGUCAAAAGUAUAGUGCCUGGUGUAAUUAGGCAACAUGCUGGAAACUUUGACAAUAGAAUGCCUAAUUCUAAUGUUAUGGUUAAUGUAUAUGAGGAUGGGCCCUCUACAUCUCGAGCAUCAAUACCUGUGCCAGAAGAAAAUGAAACUGCUUCUUUGGUGCAGGCGUGUAGUAAUGUGGAAAAUGAAAAGGAAAUUGGUAUUUGGACCAAUUCUAAAACUAAGAUGGUACAUGCUAAUGUUGUACCACACCAGCCUUUACCUUUUACCCCAUAUGAAGAUGAAAGCCAUGUUUUGAGACUGCCUCCGAACCACAUGACAUACUGUACAGAUGAUUUGACAUUAAAUGUGCCUCUUAGUGUACCUGAUCCACCUGAUGCAACUAAAAUAUCUUGUUAUAAUAAAAUACAGGUAUAUGUAGAUAAUACAGAAUAUAGUUUAGAAGAAAUAAGAGCAAGAAAAUACAACUUGAUAUUUAAGCCUAUGGCUGAGGAAAAAAUGGAUACUGCAAAGCUAGAACAAACAUAUAACAAUAUUAACCAAACUUUAGCCCAAUGUAGUGCACUAGAAACCUUAGCCAAUUGUGCUUUAGAUCCUGAACAAGACCACUUAGGACAAUUGAUGCCUUUAACUAUACCUACAUUACAAAAUAUUACCAAAGUAACAAACAUGCACUCUCCUGGUGAACCAAAAGUGUUAGUAAAUUUGGAUUCCAAAGAAUUAAGUGAGCUUUCUAGUAAGAAAAAUGAAGAGAGUAUGAGGCCUUCAAAUGUAGAUAAAGAAAAUCUGAUGCACCAGUAUGCACCUAAUAACUAUAGUGCAGAAAAUGAAGGUGGAAACUAUGGGAAAAAUAAUUUAAUGGAGGAAUUCAACAGAAGUCUUAUGGGUAAUAUACUUGGAGAUUCUGUUACUGUAAACACUAAAGAAGCAAGGUGGGAACUUAGGAAUUUAUUUAAUGACAAUGAACCAACGAUAGUUCAGCCUGUAGUGCAGCAAUUUGAAGUGCCUAAUUUUGAUAUCCACGAGGAUAGGUCUGUGACGAUGGCUAUAAAUAGUAAGAAAAAUUCUGACUUACGUAAUGCAGAAGAUUCACCUCAGGAUAAAGAAAAUGAAAAUAAAUUUACCAUGCCUGUGGCGGUUCCUCAACAGAAUGUAAACAAGACUGCAUACUAUGAAGAACCUUCAUGCACACAAGUUUUCAAUUUCAACAUCAAUGAUGCAAGCACUCCAAACAUGUCUCAGUUUAAGAAACCUAUCAGUGGAAUUGAUCAUUCAAAUAAAUUCAGUGGUGUUCCAAAGUUCAGUAUAGAUGAGAGUGUUAUAGAACAUGGAGAACAAGGACUACAUAAAAGGGAAGAUAAUUCCAGACAGCUACUUACAGAUCAACAUGCUACUGUAGACCACCAAGGAAUUGGGUUAUCUGUCAUUAUGGAAGCAACAAGAGAAUACAACAGUAAGUCUGGGUCGAGUUCUUCGGGCCAGUCAACGCGAACUAAUUUUACUGGCUAUACAACAAACUACGACUCUAUAUAUAAUAAUAAUGAUCCCCAACAGCCUAUGACAUCAAAAAGAAGCUCUAUAUCAACGCAACCUAGGCAUGUAAAUGGACAAUUUGCUAGAGCUCAUUCAAAACGAGAAUUAAUGGAAACGAAACCUACUGUUCAAACGCCGUCCGCAUCAGUGCCUUAUUUGUCUCACGAUCAUCAGUAUCAGAAACCAACGCCUUCAAAUUAUAAUGGUUAUUCUCCACAAACGCAACGGCCUAUGCAUAGCCAUUAUCAACAAAAUUAUGGCUACCAACAAGGUUACGGGAACAAUCAACAGCAACAAGGUUUCGCAAGCCCAAGUCCUAAUCCUUAUAAUAGUCCCCAACAUCCUGGUAUGCAAAGUCCACAUGCUAUGAGUAACAACAUACCACCUGCUUUCCAAAGCCCUACAUAUUCAAACCAAGUAGGAUAUCACAGUCCUGGUCAUGCAAUGAUGAGUCCACAACAUGGUUAUGGCAGCCGUCAAGAUUAUCACUAUCCUAAUCAAACAGACAGGCAACAUGUUUAUGCAAAUCAACAACCUCAACAGUCAGGCGUCUUCCAAAGCCCUCCACAUCAAACGCAGUAUCAAAAUACUCAAUAUUAUCAAAGACCUAAUCAAAUGGCGGUAAAUCAAGGUUACAACCAACAACAGCAGCAGCAUGUUAAUUAUCCUAUGCACAAUCAGUACAAUAAUACAAAUGUGUAUGGUUCACACCCUGCUAAUCAAAGUUAUAAUGCAGUGCAAAAUUCGUAUAGACAGUCACCCAAACAGAUAGUAGAAAAUCAAUCCACUGUUUAUGGAACCAAUAACCAGCCCUUCCAAGUAUAUCAAAGUCCUCAAACAUCACAAAAUAGUUAUCAAAAUUCUAGUAUGUAUAGAACUCACACAUCUCAAGAAGCUCUAGUCAAACAUCAUGAAACUGGGGCAGAUUCAAAUGUUGACAAUAAAUCGCAACCGAAAAUAAAACCUAGCAUAUCGCAAAACAAAAGCCCAACAAAUACUUUGAGAGAUGCUAGACAAGACCAACCUACUCAACCUAAUGCAAAAGUUGGACAAAACUCACCUAAUAUGGGAUUCUCUAAUCAGUUCCUAAACUUUAUUUCAAAUAGAAAUGAACCUAAGGACAAUGCUAAUACUCCUAAAUUUACCAAUAGCCCUAGUAUUUCUCAAAAAAUGCAUAAGAACUUGUAUGUUUCGAGUCCUGAGCAAGCACAAAUCCCACCUUCAUCCGGUAUGUCUGAUUCUGACAGCAAGGAUGGAAUGACUGCACAAACUGCAACACCUAUUCAAUCUGCUAAAGUGACUCAUACAAUUGAAAAACAAAAAGAUAUAUCAAAAAGACAAUUAGAUUUUGAAAAUAGAACUGAUUUCCAAUCUGAAGACAGCAGAGAUUCCAUGAGUAAAGAAAGCAGGAUCUCAAUGGUUUAUUCUAGACAAUCUGAUGGCUAUGGUAUGGAUGUAGAUAGUGAAAAUUCAAUGGAAUGUGGGUCAUUUAAAUCUACCCAUUCCAUAUCAAUGGUUGAAACAAGUGAUUUACCCAGACCUGCAGAUGUUGAUUUUCCAAAAUUAAUUGAUCCUUUUAAUAGAAAACUCUUAGACUCCUUAUUAGAGUAUGUCAAGUUCCCGAACAAAACACAUGCAGAUGGAUAUGUAGAAGUGAGAUCUGUUCCAAAACUUCAAGUUGCCACCACAAUCAGUAUUGGAGGUAACAAAUUCUCUAUUGAGAAACAAUUAGGAAAAGGAAAUUAUGGAGCUGUAUUCCUCUGUCAUGAUCUACAUGCUAAUAGAUCUGCUGCUGUAAAAUAUCAAAAACCCAGCAGACCUUGGGAAUUCUACAUUUGUCAGGAGAUAAAGUCUAGAAUAAAAGAUCCAUUUAUGCUUCCAGGAUACAUGGAUAUCACAACUGCAUUUAUUGGUGAAAACGCAAGCUUAUUUGUAUCAGAAUAUUCAAAAUAUGGGUCUUUAUUAGAUGUUGCCAAUAAAAUUAAAGCUGCCACAACAAAGUGCAUAAAUGAAUUAAUUGUUAUAUUAUUAACAUCUGAAAUGCUAUCAAUCGUUCAUUAUUUACACAAAGCCCAGAUAAUUCAUGCGGAUAUAAAACCUGACAACUUCUUGUUGAUGAAAAUACCGGCUCAGGAAUGGAGAACUCCUUCAUUACAACUAAUAGAUUUAGGUUGUGCAAUAGAUAUGUCACUAUUUCCGGAAGGUACUACAUUUAAAGAGUUAAUUGCAACCGAAGGCUUUACCUGUACGGAAAUGAGAGAAGGCAAACCAUGGACCUACCAAACAGAUCUGUAUUGCUUAGCUGGAACAAUACAUGUAAUUUUGAUGGGGAGCUACAUGAAGGUAGCGAAUCGUCUCGGACAAUGGAACAUAGAUAAAAAACUACCUAGGUACAUGAAGGUUAGUUUGUGGGACAAAAUUUUUACAACCCUUCUAAAUGUUCCUGACUGUAAAAACUUACCUGAUUUAAUGGAUCUCAAAAAUGAAGUCGAUAGCGUAUUACAUGAAGUUGAUAAUCUUGGCUCCCAACUUCGUAAUUUUGCAAAUGUGCUUAAAUCUAGGUAAUUAAGGUAGGGCUCAUACUGUAUUUAUUGCAUUUAGAAAUUAUAUGGCGUUUGUAAGAGUAACAUGUCCUGAAGAUGAAUUAAGAUACAAAUUAUAUCUAAGUUUAUGUGUUCCUGAAGUCUUUCAUCAGGUUGACCUGGUUGUCUAAUAAAAGCAAUGAGUAUUAUAUUAAUAUAAUGACUGUCUUUUCGGGCACUUAACUAUACAAGCCUUGUUGUUUAGCGAAAUGUGAUAUUGUGAACUUAUAGGUUUUUUUUCUGUUAAAAUAAAACAUGCUUAGAUUAACUUGUUAGCGUAACUAAUAAAAUGUUGAAAUAUUAGUUAGGUUUCGUUUAUUUUUGUACAACCUAUAAAACUUGCACAUUUCACAUUUCUUGUUCGAGUUGUAAAGGAAAUAAAAGCUACAUGGUUGAUAAAA
Messenger RNA from Bombyx mori (domestic silkworm), 5543 nucleotides. RefSeq names its product mitotic checkpoint serine/threonine-protein kinase BUB1 beta (gene Bub1). The transcript is spliced from 14 exons. NCBI's taxonomy places the organism in Eukaryota, Metazoa, Arthropoda, Insecta, Lepidoptera, Bombycidae. Gene Ontology annotation, biological process: protein phosphorylation; mitotic spindle assembly checkpoint signaling; meiotic sister chromatid cohesion, centromeric. Gene Ontology annotation, cellular component: nucleus. The coding region runs from base 338 to 5125 and encodes 1595 amino acids. The record is from RefSeq and is a predicted model, not a curated record. Gene Ontology annotation, molecular function: ATP binding; protein kinase activity.